AUGGAAGCAUUUGUAAGUGAUACAUAUGAAAUUAAUGAAAAAGAAAAUCUAUGGUUUUUUCCGUCUUUAAACGGUGAAGAGCCAGAGUUUGUUUAUAAUGAGUUGUUGAGUCAUGCACAUGGACAUUCUACAAUACCUUAUAUUCAUCCUUUAUCAUCUUUAAAUGAUCAACCUAUGGUCAGAUCAAUGCAAGAAAUAGAUAAUAUUAUAGAUUAUGGAGUUAAUCCUACAAACUUUUUCGAAGUAUAUAUGAAUCCUAAUGGAUAUAAAAAAUCUACAUUCAAUGAGAUGAUUUUUGAAUACAACCAAAAAUUACUUUUAAGUUCACUGGAAAAGCCAGAAAAUGACUUUCUUCAUUCACCUUUUAGUGAAUCAGAAGAAAAUAUGCCACUUUCUGGAAAAAAGCUUAAUACAUUUACUGCAUAUGAUAAUAAACAUGUCUUAGAGACAGAAAAACAAGUCAAUUCUAUCAACGAUAUUGAUAUUUUUAACAGUACUACAAAUAUUAAUAACCUUAAUGAUAAUUUUACAUCAACAUGGGAAGAAUCUCAUGAUGCAAUGUUAUCAUCUCAAACAUUGUCUAAUGCAUAUGAUCAGUCUCAACAGCAUAUUCACAAACGCUUACCAACUAUUAAUACAAACUCUAGUCUUUAUGAUCAGUCUCAACAUCAAUCCCCUGAAACAUUAUCUACUAUUGAUACAAAUAUCGACAAUACUUUCUCUUCGUAUUUUCCUAAUUUAAGAGUAAAUACAGAAUGCGCUUUUGAUUCUAACAUGAUGUUAAAACCUUCUGAUUUUCAUAUGACUUCUAAAGAAUUUCAAAAAAACUUUUGUGACCUUUUAAAUAAUCAUGAUUUACAAAAUGGUUGGAAACCUUUAUUUAUAGAAUCCAAUACAAUAUGUCCUGCAUCUUUAUCUUCACCAACUUAUCCUUAUGAGUACAGAGACAAUUCUAAUGAUCCUUCAAUAGAAAUUCAAAAUUGUUUAUGGAAAACAGCGAAUAAUCUAGCAUCAGUCACACCUACAACUAUCCCUACUUCAAUACCAUUAUCACCUCAAAAUAUAUGUCAAGAUAAUUCAAUUCUUGCAUCUUUUAUUCGUUCAUAUAAUACACUAAAAACUCAAUACUCUAUGAAACAAGUACAUUCAAUACUUACUAUUCAUAGGGUUAUAUUUAAACUUAACCACUAUGCACAAGGAUUGAAUUGGAAACAUUUUCUUACCGCAUGUCUUCAACCAUUAUCAAACUAUACACCACCAAUUGCCCUUCCAUGGAAACCUGCUUACAUGCAUUGUCUAAAAGGCUAUCAAGAAUGCUGGAAUUGGGAAUGGGCUCCUAAAAAUCAAAAUUCCAAGCCAAAAGAGGAAAACAAUGAAAAAAAAAAAUUAUUAUUUCUUCCACCAGAUCUCCCUUUUGGUUCUAAGGAUGUUCCUUUGUUCCUUAAUUCUAAAAAGAGGAUCAAUCCAUCUAUGUUAACAAAAGCUUUAGAGAAUUGUCCUCCAGAAUUUAAAGAAUUAAUAACUUACAAAGAAGAAGACUUUGUUAUGCAGUGUCCUGCUAUCUAUUUAAGGCUGAGUACUGAAAUGAAAGCACCAAAUCUAGCACCACAAUUAAGAAACAAAGGACUUAAGCCAAUACAUACAGAUGACCGAUUUUACUAUCGAUCAAGUUUAUUUGAUCCAAUAGUACCUCUGGACCAUUAUACAAUAUCAAGUGAACUUCUUGUUCACUCAGAUCCUAAUGAGAGGCCAUACCAAAACACUAAGUUUGAGUUUAUUGACCGCUACAAUCCUGAGUAUUAUCGGUAUAAAGGUAACAAAAAGCAAGCACAUUGUUCUCUAUGUCCACCUGGAGGAUACGAUUCUGGAGAAGAUAAAAACGAUCCUUGUUUACUUGGAAAUUGGUAUGUCACAAAGUGUUCUGCUUUUUGGUACCACAAAAGAUACAAACAUGGAAUACGCAAAUAUGGAUAUCCUUAUCCUUAUCCAGAAAAUGUAGAAGUCAUCAAAGACAAAUCUAUACAAGCACAAUGUCCAAUGUGUCAUAAAUGGAUGAAAGCUGGAAUGGUAGAUGACCUUGUUCCCCGUGCUUUUUGGACCCAUUAUGACCAGUGUUGGAACAUGGUUGAAGCCAUCCUCAGCCCAAAGAAAAAGAAAAAAGAAGAUGACUAUUGUGAGAGUAGCCAAGCUUAUGGGACCACUUCAAAACCUCUUUCUCAUCUAAAUGGAUACGAAAAACACAUCUUCAAAACAAAAUCUGACCCAAAAACCCUCGGAAAAGAAAAAGAUGACGACGAUGACGACGAAAUAGACGAGCCCUUUUCACUCCCCACUGUCCUCCCUCCCCUAGAGCUUGAUGACGGCGACGAGUACUUCCCUGAAGAAGACGAAUUCAGUUUUGUGAUCCUAAAAAAAACUGUAUAG
Molecule: messenger RNA, 2424 nt
Organism: Pneumocystis jirovecii RU7
Lineage: Eukaryota; Fungi; Ascomycota; Pneumocystomycetes; Pneumocystales; Pneumocystaceae
Exons: 2
Coding region: 1-2424 (807 amino acids)
Source: RefSeq, a predicted model, not a curated record